Molecule: messenger RNA, 3280 nt
Organism: Pogonomyrmex barbatus (red harvester ant)
Lineage: Eukaryota; Metazoa; Arthropoda; Insecta; Hymenoptera; Formicidae
Gene: PIG-G
Product: phosphatidylinositol glycan anchor biosynthesis class G
Biological process (GO): GPI anchor biosynthetic process
Cellular component (GO): endoplasmic reticulum membrane
Source: RefSeq, a predicted model, not a curated record
AAUUAUCAACUACUAUCAUUGUGCUUGUCGAUGACCCGGCAUCAACAAACCUUUUUGUAGGUCACAAAAAUUUACCCAGGGCUGCCGGGGCUGAGAUUAAAAAUAUCAGAUAUAUCCUUUUGUCCUUAUUCAACAAACAAAGAUACUUGAUACUUAUGUGACCUGGGGCUGCGUUCAUUCGAGUGUUAUUUCUGAACGUGCGUGCGCCUCGGGAUUGAUAGUCUCUAACAAUUCUCGCCGGUGUAUUAGAGAAUGCCCGGACAGAAUUGGAUAUUACUUUAUAUUUUGUUAACCGCGCCGUUUUCCAUCGUUUUGUUUUUGUAUGGUUUUUUCCCCAUCGUUUAUCAUGCUGACGCGAUCGCUUCGCAAUCGGACGUCCCGGACCACGUCGGUGAUUUGAGUGUGAAGAAACAUACUUUAUACAAGCCGAUGAUAACAAAAUUGAUUAUUAUGAUAAUUGAUGGGCUAAGAUGGGAUUUCGUUGCCGGCCAAAUAGGAAAGGUCGCCAUGCCAAUGACAAAUAGUUUACUGACAAACUCUUCUGGAUGCUUGUUACAAGCCAAAUUACAAUCACCGACAGUGACAAUGCCCAGAAUAAAAGCGAUGAUGACUGGUACAAUGCCAAAUUUUAUAGAUAUAGUACUGAACUUUGGAAGUAAAGCUUUGAACAGUGACAGUCUAUUGCUUCAAGCACAGAGAAAUGGAUACAAACUAAUAUUUUAUGGAGAUGAUACUUGGCUCUCUUUAUUUCCUCAAAUAUUUGAUCGUCACGAUGGCACUACUUCAUUUUUUGUGACUGAUUUUACAGAGGUGGAUAAUAAUGUGACACGACACUUACAAGAUGAAUUGAAUCGUGAUGAUUGGACUGUGAUGAUUCUUCAUUAUCUUGGAUUAGAUCACAUUGGUCAUGUCGAAGGUCCAUUUGGCGCUUCAAUUAAACCUAAACUACAAGAAAUGGACAAGAUUGUCAGUCAGAUAGCUCAAAGAGUACAAGAUUUGAACAACAAUGGAACACCUGUCCUCUUUGUCGUUUGUGGUGAUCAUGGGAUGAAGGAUUCAGGUGGUCAUGGUGGUUCAACACCAGAAGAGACGACAGUACCGUUUAUCGCGAUAGGAGGAACUCGCUGCUCGCCUCAAGAAGAAAAUAAGACUGUCGAGAUUGAGCAACUUGACAUUGCAGCGACAUUAUCAACUGUUCUUGGAUUACCUAUUCCUUCUACGAACCUUGGAUCUACAUUCCUAGACAGUAUCUAUGAUCUUGAUGAUGCUAAGCGACUCUUCCUUCUCUAUUAUAACUCGAAGCAGAUAUUUGAUCGUUUCCAAAAACAAGAACAACAAUCGCAAAAUGUAUCUCAAAGAUAUUUGGAUGCCGUGAAUCUGCAUGUUGCUUGGCUAAAUACGAGUGAGAAGCAGAGCGAAAUGGUUAAAAAUAUCGUCUCGUCUUAUAACGCAAUUCUUAAGGAAAUGAAGGACACUUUAAUUACAUGUAUGAUCGAAUACGGAUAUUUUGGUCCACUAGGCAUUGCCAUAGUUCUCCUGUUCGAAAUAUGCGUCAUUUCAUUUUUUACGCAAGAAGCUGUUUGGACUAUGGAUAAAAGGCGUGAUUUCAUCUUUUUAUCAGGCCUCCUCGUGUGUCUAGGAUUCGCUUAUAUUUCCACCCAUUUUGCGAACAUGAAUUUUUCUUUCCCAACGAAUCUGUUUAAUGCUGUCUUGUUUUUAUUAAUUAUUAACAUUUUUUAUAUUAAUAAUGGGCUCGUGCGUAGCUUCAGCUUUAAGUUCAAAAAAGGACCAAAGAUACACAAAAUGUUCCAAAUCGGUGCAUUAUUGCAUAUAGUGAGCCUCGCUGGUACCAGCUUUAUUGAAGAGGAGCAUCAAACGUGGUAUUUCUUUUGGACCAGUACUAUCUUAUACUUCCUCUAUUAUUGCUUCACAAAAUUGUUCGUGUGCCAUCAAUGCAACCUUACGAGUAUUAAGAUGUCAUCUGGGAUAGGACUAAGUUGCAGCAAUAUUAGGCAUCACGUAAAAGUUUGCGUUAAGCUAUUCUUGUUGCUGAUAGGACACCGAGUUCUCUGUAAGCUAAAUAGCACCGGUGACAAAUGGGCCCAUCUACCAGAUAUAGCUCACUGGUUGAAAGAAGAUGAUAGCAAAAUCGGAAUGACAUCCCUUCUUUUAUUUGCUCUCAUUCUUCUGAUUUGGAUUGGGUACAAAUGCGAAGAUAAAAACUAUAAACAAUUUUCAUUUUUCCUUAAUGUGUCUCUCGCAAUAUGUAUAUAUUUUCGUCACAUGUCCAAUGGUGCUGUUAUGGAAAUUCAUCCAUUGUAUUUUUCAAAUGGAAUAUACGAGGUACAAACCUUUUGGAUGAUAACAACGUUCUCUCUCUUAAGCUAUGCCUAUCGAAUAAUAUUAAUAAUUAGGCAUGAUAAACAACGUUUUGCAAGCACGAUAUUGUUUUUUAUCAUAAAUAUUUGGGUAAAGAUUUCGGCGAUGCUACAUCAACCAUAUAAUGUGAUUUUAUUGCCAAUGCAGAUCAUCACAAGUUCGACAAUUGACGCUGUAUUGAGAGAAAACAAUUUGCUCGAUCUCGGGAUUCUCGUACAUUACUGGCUAGGCAAUGUAUUUUAUUUCUACCAGGGGAAUUCCAACAGUCUUGCAAGUAUAGACGUCGCGGCAGGAUACGUCGGUCUGUCUUCCUACAUGCCUUUCAUUACUGGUGCAUAUUUAAUUAUUAAUACUUAUUCCGCAAUCGUUCUGGCUUAUUUCCUCUUCAUUUAUCAUCGGCAAGCACAUCAAACAUCCGGUACGGACAUCAUAAGUAUCAGCAAGACUUAUAUCGCAUGGAGACUAAUGACUGUAACCGUCUAUAUAUUCAUUAUCCAUAUUCAGCGUUUUCAUCUGUUUGUAUGGUCGGUAUUCUCACCGAAAUUGUUGUACGAGGCGAUGUAUUCCGUGAUAAUGUGUUGUAGCGUGUUAUUAGUACUGAUUGUGAUUACAUUGCAAGUUGCAAUGAUUCCUAAUUAUUAGUUGUAUAAAAAUUAAGACUGCGUGAUGCUGUAAAGAAUAACUAAGAAUCGGAUAUAUACAUUCCGAUAAACAGAUUUAUAUUAUAAUUAAUUUAUACAGAUUUCUAUUUUUAUUACUUUAUAUAGAUUUAUAUUUUAGUAAUUAUAUAUAAGCUUAAUUAAUAUAUUCAAAUUAAUAACAUCUAUAAGCUGUGAUGAUAAUGAUAGAUUAUUUCUAUAAGGCUUGAUAAAAUAAAUUUACGAGAAGAUUGUUUAAUGAA